Haliotis rubra (blacklip abalone) is the source of this 1924-nucleotide messenger RNA. Its product is annotated as acetylcholine receptor subunit alpha-like. Lineage: Eukaryota; Metazoa; Mollusca; Gastropoda; Lepetellida; Haliotidae. The transcript has a single exon. Gene Ontology annotation, molecular function: transmembrane signaling receptor activity; extracellular ligand-gated monoatomic ion channel activity; neurotransmitter receptor activity. Gene Ontology annotation, biological process: signal transduction; regulation of membrane potential; monoatomic ion transmembrane transport. The record is from RefSeq and is a predicted model, not a curated record. Gene Ontology annotation, cellular component: synapse; neuron projection; membrane. The coding region runs from base 123 to 1280 and encodes 385 amino acids.
UCAAUGCAGAGUGAUACAGAUCAUUUCGACUGCUUAUUCGUUACUGUCUGGGUGUAGUCUCACGUCUGGAAUUGACUUACAUCACAUUUCUUGAGGCAACCAACGCGUUGAUUCGUUCAAGGAUGUGGUGGGUUUAUCUGAUGCUGACACUGAGUGUAUGUAACGGGGCAUCCAUUCACGAUGCGAGACGUUUACAAAGUUCCCUGUUUUCAAACUACACAUCCGAGCUCAGACCACUGACCAACCAGAGUGAAACAGUUAAGGUGUCUGCCACUGUUUACCUGUUAGAUAUAACUGACUUUGACGAUGUGAAACAACAGUUUAUCUGUAAUGCUAUAUUCUACGUCAAAUGGAAGGAUGAGUUCUUGGUCUGGAAUCCUGAGGACUUUGGUGGCAUCAAAUAUUUCACGUUCAACAAUGGCUAUAAGGCAUGGUUUCCGAGCAUAACGGUGACCAACACACUGGAAAAGCGAGACGUUUUCAAGAAAGAUACUCAGCGCAUGACAGUUUUCAGUAACGGGACCGUGCUGUGGUUUCCGUCCGCCAUCUUGAAGACGUCUUGUCCACUCAAUAUCCACAUGUUCCCCUUUGACGUCCAGGAAUGUUCCAUAUACCUUAUGGCCGUGCAUUACACGGUCGAAGAAGUGGAAUUUGUGACUGGAAGUGAUAAAGUCUACGUUGAUCGAUUUCAAAGAAGUGACCAGUGGGAUUUACUGGACACCAGUUUAUCAUCAAUCAGGACUGGUGAUGUGGACAAGUGGCGUAUUACCCUCAGAUUUCAGCGUCGACCGUUGUUCUACGUCCUCAACGUCCUCGUCCCCAUGGUCAUUCUGUCCAUUCUCAACGUUGCCGUUUUUGCUGUCCCUGUUGAAUCUGGUGAAAAACUCUCCUUUGCCGUCACAGUGCUUUUGUCACUGGUCGUCUUCAUGACGUUUGCAAGUGAACGCAUCCCGAAGACGUCGACAGGGAUAUCCAUGUUGACGGUGUAUCUAACGACGGUGACAGCUUCUAGUGCCGUCAACGUCAUAAUGACCAUUGUUGUUCUCAUCCUUCACAACAAACCGAAUACGGAAGAGAUUCCAAGGUGUUUUCAGAAACUUGUUUCCUUAGUUCGUAAGGUAUCUUGCAGGAGGAUUUAUGUCUUGGACGCCACGACCACAGAGAGGUCCAUGGAAUGGAAGGAUGUUGCUGAUGCACUGGAGUAUUUCUUCCUGAGAGUGUUUCUGGUCAUUGUGAUUGUCUACACUUCCGGAUUCUUCAUCAAACUUUUUCGACGGUAAAUAUAUCCAAUGUAACUUAGGGUUACAGUUAAAUAACUUAAAUUUUCCAAAUUUAAUUAUUAUGCUGGUGCGAUAUAGGUUAUCAUAAUGGUUGUUUGAUAAUGAUCAUUUGGAAUUGGAACACAAGAUGGGAUAAGAUGGGAAAGUUGCCACUUUUGGAUCAGCAGCGCAUACUACCGUGUUGAUUUGUGUAACAUUGGUUCACUCGAUGAAGCAGACUGCUAUAAGUCUCCCAACGGCGGUAUCAGGAAGUUUGUCUCACUCCUUUUGGAGCGCUUGGAUUAGUUCAGACAAAACUGUCAGCUGCCGGUGAAGUUGAUGCACACGUUUUCGGCUUCGGGUCAAUGUACCCUGUUGACAAAAAUAAUUACCCGCAGAAUAAAUCAACCGUCCUUGAAAGUAUAAAAGUCAGGAAUGACACCCUGUGCAUGUUUGUUGUUCUACAGUGUACGGCACAUGUAAACGAAAAGAUGUGUUUCUGUGUUCCGUUUUUCAGAUACCAACAUUUUUUACAAAGGAUGCUUGACACUCCUCCAUUGCUACUAACACUUGUAUUGGUGUUAAUACUUCAUGAUACCUACUUAAGAGUGUAUAUUUUCUAAAGUAGAAAGUCAAACAUGAAAGGAAAAUUACUUGCUGGUCUG